CCCCUUCCGCAACUCGGGGCUGGGCCAUGGACGGGACUGGGCGGGAGUCCGGUGCAGCCGAGGCCGCGGGUUUUGAAGAUCUGAGCGACUCAGAGUUCCCCGAUUUUUCGGAGCUGGGAUGAGAAAACUGAGGCAACCAGAGUUAAGUGACUUGCCCAGGGUCACACAGCUAAGACAUCGAAGAACUUGGGAACCAGCCUGGCUCCUCUUUGGGAGACCCCAGAAAGCAAGUCAACUCACAGGGGCCAUAUAAACGGAAGCGAGAGGCAGAUGCCCCGACGCCAAUGGAGAGGUUCUACCUCAGGUGCCUGUGGGUCUCUGACCUGUCUACACAGAGCUGGUGUGAGCAGCAGAUGGUGUAUGGGAAAGAACUCCCAGGCUUCCAGUCAGCGGAGAAGGCUGCUGUGCUGGGUGCUGGAGCCAGCAUCCACCUUGCCAGAGAGUUAGAACUCCAUGACCUUGUGAACAUUCACACCUCCACUAAAGAAGAUGCCUGGGCAGUGAAGCUGCUGAACAUUCUCUCUAUGGUACCCAUCCUGCAGUCAGGUGGGACAAUUAGGGAGUUCCCAGUCUUUGGGGAAAUAGAAGGGGUGUUCCUGGUUGGAGUAAUUGAUGAGCUACACUACACUUCAAAAGGGGAACUGGAACUGGCUGAACUGAAGACCCGAAAGCGACCCAUGAUGCCACUGGAGGCUCAGAAGGAGAAGGAUCGUUUCCAGGUCAGCCUGUACAAAUGUAUUUUUGAUGCCAUGGUGAAGGGGCAGGUGACGUCUGCCAGCCUGGUUCACCAUAUGAAGCUUUCCCCAGAGCUGCUGCUGGGGUCCCAGGUACAGAAGCAUGCCCACCAGGGGGGCUUCACCGUGAAGUCCUUCGGAGACCUCCUGGAGCUGGCCAUUUUGUCCCUGACUUUGUCUGACCUUCCAGUCAUUGAUGCCCUGAAGAUCGAGUAUAGCCACCAGGAGACGGAUGCUGUGCUGGGCACAGAGAUGGUGGUCUUUGAGGAGAACCGGGUGAGGGAGAAGCUCCGCCACCACCUGGGGUACUGGACAGGACUCAGGGAGCCCCAGGGAGUGGAUGUGAAGGAGGCGUGGAAGUGCCGGAUGUGUGACUACGCCACCAUCUGUGAAUGGAGGAAGAGCGGCGGGAGGAGGGCGUCGACCCUGGAGCAGCCUGCCCAGAAGAUGAGUAGAUGAAGGAACCGAGCCACAGUCCGAGGGCCGGGAAGGCCCAGUGGAGCCGACUCCCCCGGGCCAAGAGGAGGCCUUGGCCAUCCCUGUCCAAGAGCCCCCAGAGAGGAGAGGGAUUGACUGGGGAGAAAUGGUGAGCCCGAUGCUGGGCACCGACAGCCCUGUCUGAUCUCUUGGGCUCUGGCCCCUUGUGGAUUCACGAUGUGGCUGUGGGGCUUAUGGGAAACAUAGACUCUCCCUUUUCCCAGGGGUGAGUGUGGAGGAAGGGUCUGGCUCCUCUACCAGGCUUGUGUUGCCCCCAUCCUGGAGUCAUCGUGGAAAGGGCUGCUCAGGCACUGCCCAAGUGACCUUGUGGGAUGGCAGGGGCGGAGGAGGCCACACAAAUUUGUUUUAUCCUUAAAGAAAAUUCUGCUUUCCUGUUCUUU
This is a messenger RNA of Dromiciops gliroides (monito del monte), 1612 nucleotides long. It is a transcript of the gene EXO5, whose product is annotated as exonuclease 5. Gene Ontology annotation, biological process: interstrand cross-link repair. NCBI's taxonomy places the organism in Eukaryota, Metazoa, Chordata, Mammalia, Microbiotheria, Microbiotheriidae. The record is from RefSeq and is a predicted model, not a curated record. Gene Ontology annotation, cellular component: nucleus. The transcript has 7 exons. Bases 285 to 1193 code for a protein of 302 amino acids. Gene Ontology annotation, molecular function: single-stranded DNA 5'-3' DNA exonuclease activity.